CUUCCGGGGUUGCUCGGGAUCCGCUGGUUCCGUGACAACAUCCAGUUGCCUCCUUCAGGUGGCGGGACUGGUGCAGCCGCCGCCUCCCAGGAGCGCCCGCUCGCCCGGGCUCGCGCCCUCGCCGGCCCAGGCCGCCAUGGCCACCAACCCGCAGCCGCAGCCUCCGCCUCCCGCGCCGCCGCCUCCCCCGCCUCAGCCUCAGCCCCCGCCGCCGCCGCCCGGCCCUGGGUCUGGCCCCGGCGCGGGCGGGACGGGCGGCGCAGGGGCCGGCGCGGGGGACCCGCAACUCGUGGCCAUGAUCGUGAACCACCUCAAGAGCCAGGGGCUCUUCGACCAGUUCCGCAGGGACUGCCUGGCCGACGUGGACACUAAGCCUGCUUAUCAGAAUCUGAGACAACGCGUUGACAACUUUGUUGCGAACCACUUAGCAACUCAUACAUGGAGUCCCCACCUCAAUAAGAACCAGCUAAGAAACAAUAUUAGACAACAAGUACUCAAAUCAGGAAUGUUGGAGUCUGGUAUCGACCGAAUUAUUUCUCAGGUUGUAGAUCCAAAGAUCAACCACACGUUCAGACCUCAGGUGGAGAAAGCUGUGCAUGAGUUUUUGGCCACGCUAAAUCACAAAGAGGAAUCCGGUGGCAGCUCGGCCCCCGAAGAGGAGAAGCCAGACUCUUCCAUCGUUACACAAGGUGUCCCUGCUCCUGGGCCCAGUACUAAUGUAGCCAAUGAUGCCAUGUCAAUCUUAGAGACCAUAACUUCUCUUAACCAAGAAGCUACUGCUGCCAGGGCUUCAACAGAAGCAUCAAACGCUAAGACCAGUGAGAGAACAUCCAAAAAACUCCCGUCUCAGCCAAGCACCGACACCAGCACUGAGAAAGAGAAAGCUCCAGAGGACAUGGCUGAUAAAGACAAGUCUUCGCCCGACCCCGCGGGGGAAGUACAGGAAACAGCCCCGAAGUCUGAGGAAGUUAGCGAGCUCCCUUGCCCAGCAGAAGAAAUUAAAAAUCACACAAAAGAGAGUAGCAGUUCCGUUCUGCUAAGUAAAGAUGUUCAACAGGAAAGCAGUGACCAAAAAAAUAAAUCAGACAAAGGUGAAAAGAAACCAGACAGCAGUGAAAAAGGAGAAAGGAAGAAAGAAAAGAAGGAAAAGAGUGAAAAGAAAUUUGAUCACUCAAAAAGGAAUGAAGAUACACAAAAAGUCAAAGAUGAAAAACAAGCAAAGGAUAAAGAAGCAGAGUGUACGAAAGCGCCCUCAGAAAAGAACGGAAGUAAAGCUAAAACCAGUGAAGGGACAAGAGAAGAUUGCUCUGUGAUAGAUUCUGAUGUGGAUGGACUCACGGACAUUACAGUUAGCUCUGUCCACACCAGUGACCUCUCAUCUUUUGAAGAAGACACUGAGGAAGAGGUUGUGCUGUCCGAUAGCAUGGAAGAGGGAGAGAUCACGUCAGAUGAUGAAGAGAAGAACAAACAGAAUAAAGCAAAAACUCAAACCUGUGACCCCAGUGAAGGAAAAGCAAAAAGCGGACGGCAAGCUUACGUUCACAAGCCAUACCUUUACUCAAAGUAUUACAGUGAUUCUGAUGAUGAACUCACUGUAGAGCAACGGCGGCAGUCGAUCGCUAAAGAAAAAGAAGAGAGGCUUUUAAGAAGGCAAAUUAAUAGAGAAAAACUUGAAGAAAAACGAAAACAGAAAGCAGAAAAGACAAAGUCAUCAAAAGUUAAGAGCCAAGGCAAAAAUAAUAUGGACUUAGAAGAACCAUCAACAAAGAGUUUGGAACCUAAAGCCCCCAGAAUUAAAGAAGUCCUUAAAGAACGGAAAGUUUUAGAAAAAAAAGUAGCCUUAAGCAAGAGAAGAAAAAAAGACUCAAGGAAUGUUGAAGAGAGUUCUAAAAAGAAGCAGCAAGCUGAAGAAGAUUCCAAAGAAACCCUCAAAACCAACGAGCAUUGUGAAAAGGAAAAACUGUCUUCUUCAAAGGAUUUGAAACAUGUUCAUACAAGGAGUGAAGCAAGUAAACCUACCCGGAGACUCUCAGAGUGUUUGCAUUCAGCUGAUGAAAACAAAAAUGAAUCCAAACUAGAAAGAGAACAUAAACGGCGGACGUCUACCCCUGUUGUGGUGGAAGGGGCACAGGAAGAGACUGACGCGCGAGAUGGAAAAAAGCAGAUGGAACGCUCAGACGUGGGCACAGAGGAAAAAGAACCCCAGAAACAGAAAAGCACCCUUAAAAAUGAAAAGCAUCUGAAGAAAGAUGACUCCGAAACAGCGCAUGUGAAAACCCUCCCUAAGAAAGAGAUGAAAUCUUCCAAGGAAAAGGCUGAAAAAGAAAAAAUUGUGUCAGAAGACAAGUUGUUUACAAAACAUAAACAUAAAGGGGACAGUGCGCAUAAAACAGGUGAUGAGACUGAGCUUCAUUCUUCUGAGAAAGGCUUAAAAGUGGACGAAAGUGUUCAAAAGCCAAGUCAACAGACUAAGCUUUCUUUGGAUGAUAAAGCCGAACGAAAAAGUAAACAUAGGAAUGAAAGGAAGUUAUCAAUUUUAGGCAGAGAUGGAAAGCCAGUUUCUGAAUAUAUUAUAAAAACUGAUGAGAAUAUUCGUAAAGAAAACAAAAAAGAGAGACACCUCUCCACCGACAAAACUAAGGCAGAGCACAAAUCAAGAAGAUCAAGUGAUUCUAAAAUUCAGAAAGAUUCUUUGAGUUCCAAGCAACAUGGAACAACAUUACAGAGAAGAAGCGAAAGUUAUUCAGAGGAUAAGUGUGAUACAGAUUCGACUAAUUUAGACACUAAUUCAAAACCAGAAGAGGUUUGCCACAAGGAGAAGCGGAGAACAAAGAGCUUGUUAGAAGAGAAACUUGUGUCCAGGUCUAAGUCAAAAAGUCAAGGCAAACAGUCAAAAGUCUCUGAAACAGAAUUACAAGAGGGUGUCGCAAAACAGACAGCCAGUUCGAAACCAGAUAAGGAGAAGAACUCAGAAGAAAAUGAUCCAGAUAGACAACGAAAGUCUAAAGCUGAGGACAAAUCUGAGGAAGCUAGUGUUGAACCUGCAUUAGAGAGUGUAGCCCCUUCUGCCCACAGUGCCCAAAAGGACUCUGGUCACAGAGCCAAGCUACUGUUAGCAAAGGACAGAUGUAAGAGUGAGAAGGAUUCAAGCUCCUCUAGACUGGAGAGAAAAGUAUCAGAUGGGCACAAAAGCAGAAGCUCAAAGCAUAGUAAUAAGGAUGUGAAAAAGAAGGAAGAUAACAAAUCAGAGGAUAAGGAUGGUAAAGAAGUUGACAGCAAUCAUGAAAAGGCCAGAGGAAAUGGUUCAGUGACUGAAAAGAAAUUAAGCAGAAGGUCCUGUGAAAAUCGGAAAGGAAGUGCAUCCCAAGAAAUGACCAAAGGAGAAGAGAAAUUAGCAGCAAACACUUCGAGCACUCUCAGUAGUUCUUCCCUUCAGAGACCAAAAAGAGGUGGGGAUACCACGUUGACCCCUGAACAAGAGCCAAUGGAAACCGAUUCUGAACCUGCUGUGGAAAAUGUACUGGAAGUUUCGAAAAUCCACGAGAGCAGCAGUAAUAGUUCUCAGCAAGACACUGACUCUGAAAAUGUGAUGAAGCAGAAAACGACAGGCGUGGUUCUGAAGGAUGAAGGAAGAGCUUCCACCACAGAGGCAAAACCAGCCGCUCCGGCCUGUAAAUCAGGACGCGGAACAGGGGUUGCUGGUAAUUCUGAAAAGCACGCUGACCAUAAAAGCACCGUGACCAAGAAAGUGCAUACCCAAAGUGCUGCAUCCAAACCAAACCCCAGGGAGAAAACACCAACUCCACAAGGAACUCAGGAAUCGAAUGCAGACUCUGAAACUAGUCAUAAAAUGUUGACUUGUGCUCCAUUAGAAAAUGAGAAGGCACAAAAGAAUUCGAAACACACAAGACCCGCUGAAGAGCGUGUUCAGGGAGACACUGUUGAGCAUUCCGCCAAUUUAGACCCCUCACCAUCUUUAAGUUCGGUGACUGUUGUGCCUCAGAAACAGUCUCAUGAUGCAGAUGCAAUUCCUGUAGUUGACAGGAGAAAUGUUUUAGAAGGUGGCGCAGGCAGCACCUGCCUGGGGGACCACUCUGACCUCCCUAACCAAAGUGUGACUGUUAAGGAAUCCGAAGUCCCUAGGACAAGUCACAGUAAAGAAGGUGGUGCAAUUUCCACAGCAGAUAGGCCAGUAAAAACAAGCCUAGCUAGCAAAAAAAACAUUCCAGAAGGUUCCCAGGCCAACCUUAGUAAACAAGGGAAAGGAAGCAUGCCUCUUGAUAGCAAGUUAACAGAUACAAUUAUGGGAAAUGAGAAUGUUAACAAAGAAGGCGGCUCGGUGGACGUGGCCAGAAAAGAAAAUGACCUAAGUAGAGAACUCACUUCAAAGCAGACAGUUAGAACUGCAACAGCAAAUGGCCAAAAGGAUGGCAUCGCUGUUGACUGCAUUGUGGGCAUGAGCACGGAGAAAGAUGCUAAAACUGUUGAACUUGAGCACAGUAGAGGCUCAGGUGAAGUAGUAAACUUAUCAAUUGAUGUUGAAAGAAGAAAGGAAAACAGUGAGGUAGACACCAGUGCUGGAGGUAACCCUGCCUCCUCUGUUUCACACCAAAGGAACAGAAAAACUGAGAAUGUGGUAAUUGGCAGAGCAGAGAAGACUUCUCUGGCCACUAGUACAGAAGGGGAGGACAAAGGCCUUCCCUUGAACUCAGUAAAAGCCGGGGAUGCCACGACCACGUCUUCAGAAAGAGGAGAGGAGGAGGUGGUGGUGCCUUGCACAAGCAUUGAAGCAGAUGAAGGCCUCACAGGGGGCUCCAGAAAUAAUGCUCUCCACACGGGGGCGGGAGCUGGGCGGUGCACUGUGUUUGCCGCAGCGGAGGAAGGUGGGGGCAUGGUCACGGAGGGCCUGGCAGAACGUGAAACCUUCCUUACCAGCACCAAGGUGGGAGGAAGUGGGGAAUGUACUCUGGCUGGAUGCGAAGAGCGAGCAACAGACCCAGUGACUGCUCAGGCGGUCCCAGUUGAAGACAGUGUCAAUAGUGCUGUGACAGAGGAGAAAGAUGAUGCUGUGACCAGUGCUGGCUCUGAAGGAAAAUGUGACGGUUCUUCCAGCAGAGGCUCAGAAAGACUCAGGGGAGCCGGUGAGGGCGAAAGUGAGGGAGCCGUAACAAGUGCUGGGACAGAAAUGCAAGAGGAGUCAUUAAGCAGCGAAGAGGCAGACAGGUUCCAGAGAAGUAGGACGAGGAUGGGCCCCCAAAAAGAAACCGAGGGGACUGUGACAUGCACAGGAGCAGAAAGGGGGGGCGGAAGCUUUGUGCUGUGCCCAGUCACUGGUGCAGGGCCACAGGAGGAGCCUAUGGUUACAGGUGCAGCUGUUGUCCUGGUGGAAAACAACAUGCCACCAGGAACGAAUGCCGCCCAGGAAGGAGAUGGUUCUGGGAAUGACGGUACAGAGGGGGAGAGUGCUGUCACAAGCACUGGGAUAACGGAGGAAGAUGCAGAGGGGCCAGCAAGUUGCACAGGUUUGGAAGAGAGCAGUGAAGGCUUUGCGAUGAGUUCUGAGUCCGAAGAAACUGGACAGGGUGCUAUGAACAGCACAGUAGCCAAAGAAGUCACUAACGUACCUCUGGUUGCUGCUGGUCCCUGUGAUGAUGAAGGCAUUGUCACCAGCACAGGUGCCAAAGAGGAGGAAGAUGAAGGGGAGGGCGUUGUGACUAGUACUGGAAGAGGAAACGAAAUUGGGCACGCUUCAGCUUGCACAGGGGUAGAAGAAGAAAGCGAGGAGGCGCCCGUCUGUGAGAGUGCAGAAGGAGGAGACCGUCGCAUCAGGGCCGCGGCCAGGCACGGGCCCGCCGAGGCUGGAGCUGCUGCCGGAAGUGCACAGGAAAGCAGCGUCCACAGUGUGAGUGGGGCUGAGAAGGAAAUGAAAGAUGCGGAGAUCUGCUCCAGUGCCAAAGGGAUCGUGGAAAGCAGCGUGACCAGCGCGGCUUCGAGGGACGAUGGAGCAGCAGCACCAGUGCUUGAAGGUUGCGAGGGGCCCAUGACUAGUGCAGCCUCAGGUCAACGCGACGGUCAGCUCCCCGGCAAAGGCAAAGUUGAAGACACCACGAUUUCCACUGGUCUGGUGGGGGGCAGUUGUGAGGAACUGGUGACUGGUGCCAUGACAGAAUAUGAAGUCCCUCGCACGUCACCGAGUGAAAAAGAAGAUGAGGGGGUCAUCACCUCUGUGGAGAAUGAGGAGUGCGAUGGCCUCAUGGCUACCACAGCCGGUGACGGUGCUACCCACCAGACUUGUGUUACUGGGGGCCAAAGUCAAGGCACAGGCUUGGUGAUUUCCACCAGCACCACACAUGAUUACACUUCACAGUUAAGCACCAAUAGGGACCUGGGAGGUCAUUCCGGCGCUCUGAGAACUGAAGAAAAUGUGGAAGGCCCUAGAGUGAACAGGGAAGAAUUCGAGGCCCCCAUGCCCAGCGCAGUUUCCGGAGAGGAGGGCCAGCUCACCGCAGUGAGAAGUGAGGAGAAGGACGAGUGCGCCAUGAUCUCUACUAGCAUAGGGGAGGAGUGCGAAGUGCCCGUGUCCAGCGCCACGGCCACCCUGUGUGCUGGCGGCCAGCAGCCAGUGGCAGCAGCUGAAGAAAGAGCCAAGGGACCCGUCUUGGUCAGCACGGACGACUUCGAGGUGCCUAUGCCCAGCGCACCCACCGAAGUGGAAAGUCCUCUUGCCUCAACCAGCAAGGAGGAGAAGGAUGAAUGUGCUCUCAUUUCCACCAGCAUAGCGGAGGAGUGUGAGGCCUCCAUUUCUGGGGGAGCUGGGGAAGGUGGACACGAGCAAUCUGGCACAGCCGUGGAGGAAAAAGAUGGGAGUGCCGUCAUCUCCACAAGCUCAGUGGAGGACUGUGAGGGCCCUGUGUCCAGUGCUGUCCCUCGGGAGGAAGGUCACCCUGCGGCCACCCCUGCAGAAGAGAUCAGCGACACCACCAUGAUUUCCACGAGCACCUCUGAAGGACGGGAAGCAGCCAUGAGGGGUGCCAUCCCCCAGGAUGAAGAGCGACCCGCAGUUGCGCAGAUGGAGGAUUUGAGUGAUGCUGCCAUCAUCUCCACCAGCACGGCUGAGUGUGUGCUGGCUGUCACUGGCCUGGGCAGGCACAAAGAGAACCCGCUGACUGCUAGCAACCCAGAAGGAGGAGAUGGCGUGUCAGCUGCAAAGGUGAGCAAGUGUGAGGUCCCCAUGCCCAGCCUAAUUGCCGAGAACAACUGUCAGUGUCCCGGGCCACUCACAGAAGAAGUGAGCACCCAGGAAGAGUGCAUCAGGGCCCCAGUCAGCGUGCUCUCUGCAGAGGAAGGCCCGCCACUGGAAGAGAAGAGUGUGUCUUUGAGCUCAGUUCAGAGCCUGGAUAAAAGCUCUGAGGCAGGGAUGGUUGGGGACAGCACGAAGGCACCUUGUUCGGCAGGGAGGGACUUGGAGAUGAGGGCUGGCUCACCUGUCAGCCUGAGAAGACCAGAGCAAACGCUGAUGGCUGAGGACUCCAUCAGUAUUCGCUCUUUGACAGCAGCAAAUACUGGUGCUAAACUAGCUGGUGACGUGCCACACGUCAGAGACACUGACACAGAGCAGCCCUCUCUUCCUCCCACCCAGCAGGAGCCCGAGGGUGACUUGAAAACCACCACCAAGUGUAUUCAUGGCCAAGAAUCCGAAAUCGCUCCUUCCCGUGCAGCCCUUCCAGCUGCCUGUCGGGUGGCCCUGUCAGCACCAGAGUGUAAGCAGGACUUGACCGUGCAGAGUGAUCAUAGUGGAUCACGACGGACCGUCCAGGCGUCAGCUGAGAAAACAGGAGAUGGCGUGGUGAAAUCCUUUCGGAAGGAAGGAGACCUCAAGGUUGCGGUUUCUUCUGAAGAAAAUUUGGGUGGCAUAGGCCACGAAGGCUGUCCAUCGAAUGUUUUGGGAGGAUUGGACUUGAAAGCCAACUUGAAAACUGAGACAGUUCUGUUAGCGGAAGAAGAGAACAGUCAUGAAAUUCCAGCACCAUCAGAACGUCCACGUGGGAGAAAGCUGACUGGGACAGCUGAACCUCAGAGGGAGCCUUUGGUGCUGAACGAAUCACUGAGGGUCAAAAACUCAGGCUCAAGAACAAAUGAAGAAAUGCACAGCAAAGGUCCUAACAAAGAAGGCAUGUCCAGUGGUAGCAAAGACAACACAGAAGACAUAAGAGGUCGCAGUGUUGAAGCAAAUUCUAAAGAGGUGGAAGAGAAAGAAAGGCAUACGCCUAAAAGAAAAAGAAAGAAGCAUUAUGCCUCUUCAGAAGAUGAACUGGAUGAUAAUUCAGAUGUCCUGGAUUCCAAAGUAGAAACAGCACAGAAGCAACGUUCUGAAACUGAGCCACAAGACACAAAGGAAGAGAGCUCUGGGGACUUGGAAGAGUCGUCUAAAACAAGUCCUAACACAAGCAGCACUGCUUCGAGAGCCAUGGAAGAGCGAGAUGAAUACAGCAGCGGCGAAGCUGCUGGCGAAAAGGCAGAGCAAAUUGAUGAGGACAACGUAAAAUCUCAGGAGGAAGAUCAGCCAGUAAUUGUUAAAAGGAAAAGAGGAAGACCUCGUAAACACCCCGUGGAGACAGCAUUGAAAACAAAAGAAGACUGCAAAGCAGAUGCUGGCCUUGUCACCGUAGAACAGUCUCCACCUGGCGGCAAACUGAAAGUGAUGCAAACAGAUGAGUCCAGUAAAGAAGCAGGGGCCCUGCAAGAAAGAAGCGCAAGCAAUGAGGACAGUGAAGAGAAAACAGUAGCAAGCGUGCGCCGGAGAGGAAGAAAGCCCAAGCGCUCGCUGACUUUAUCUGACGACGCUGAAUCCUCAGAACCAGAAAGAAAACGCCAGAAAUCUGUUUCUGAAGCAACCGAGGACAAAAAAGACCAGGAGUCCGAGGAGGAGGAGGAGGAAGAGGAAGAGGACGAGCCCUCCGGAGCCACCACCAGGUCUGCCACCAGAUCAGAGGCUCAGAGGUCAAAGGCGCAGCAGUCCCCUCCCACCAAACGCAAGAGGGAGGCCAGCCCCCCGGGGGCCCGCACUCGAGGCCAGCAGCGGGCGGAGGAGGCCCCCGUGAAGAAGCUGAAGCGAUAAUCCUGAGCGGACACGUGGAGGAGAUGGAGAAAGCUCCAGCCUUGGGCGCAGGCUUUUUUUUUAUUUUAACCAGGGAAAGUACCUGCAUGUGCUCUAAGUUCCUAGGUGCAAGCUUCUUGUUAUGUUUUUAAUGGCUUUAUAAACUGUUGUUCAUAGAAGAUAGAUAUUAUGUACAUUUAUUUCAGAUAAAGGAAAAUAAGUUUACUUUGUAUCAACUCAAAGCAAAGUAGUUGUAUAUUUUAACAUUGGAAAUUGGGAUUUCCCGAUGGGGCACAUCUCGAGUGCAAACCCUUCAGCUCGUCCGACACCAGGCUGCCCGCUGGUCGUCUGUGUACAGCAUAUAAACAUGUAAAAAUAGGUUGUAUUUUACUCUGUGUAUGAUGCUAAUCAAUGAACACUUUAUUUAUUUUACAGAGAAAACUUAUCUGUGAACUUUACUAUAUAUCUGUUUAUUUUAUUUUAUUAUUUUUUUAAUUAAAAAAAAGGAUUUUAAAUGCUAUGCAGUCAUUAGUAGCAGUGUUUAGGACUGCCUGCCGGUAACUGUGAAUAUGACCGGGCAGGAAAUGCAGAGCCUUCUCGCAUGUGUUCCAGUAAAGUAGUUUAGCUCAAGGGGCUCCGUGGCCUUUCUGUUCACAGUUGUGACCUUUUUAAGAAUGUCACUUGUUUUUAGAUUGUACUCUCAUCUGUGACUUCACUACCAGCCCCACUGGUGAAAGAGGUUCUGGUUCAGGUGCAGUUACCUCCUGUUCGCCGCCUGCGGCAGAAACACUCUUCCCGCCCCCCGUCCGUGUUCGCUCCCUCUGCUGUCCCGAGGCUUCACCCGUGUUCUUUCCACACCGUCAUUUUCAGAGAAGAGAACCGCGUUGAAGAUCAGGCCACUCCUAUCGUGCCGCGGGAUUUUACGUUGUUUCCUGCAUAAUCAUUACAGACAACAAACUGGCUUUAUUGCCAGGUCCUUUUUUAAACAUCUUUAAUCUCCCAUACGAGCAAACUGUCCAACUUAUGUUUUUCAUAAGAUUAAACUUUUCUUAAGAUCAAAUUUAUCUCUAGCAAUGAUGUGAUGAGUUGCCAAAUAAUUGAGAUUAUUUUAAAAUGUUUUAUUCAUAUUCUUGUUUUGUAAUUAAAAUUUACAUUCAGUGUGUGGAUUUUUUUUUUGACGCAAUGUAAAGUGGAUAUUUCUGUCAUUUUACAUGGUUUCUUACUGAGAUUUUAUAUA
Messenger RNA from Artibeus jamaicensis (Jamaican fruit-eating bat), 10334 nucleotides. RefSeq names its product biorientation of chromosomes in cell division 1 like 1 (gene BOD1L1). Lineage: Eukaryota; Metazoa; Chordata; Mammalia; Chiroptera; Phyllostomidae. Bases 137 to 9118 code for a protein of 2993 amino acids. The transcript has 26 exons. The record is from RefSeq and is a predicted model, not a curated record.